Phanerochaete carnosa HHB-10118-sp is the source of this 1422-nucleotide messenger RNA. RefSeq lists its product as uncharacterized. The transcript has 6 exons. The record is from RefSeq and is a predicted model, not a curated record. The coding region runs from base 1 to 1422 and encodes 473 amino acids. NCBI's taxonomy places the organism in Eukaryota, Fungi, Basidiomycota, Agaricomycetes, Polyporales, Phanerochaetaceae. Gene Ontology annotation, molecular function: hydrolase activity, acting on carbon-nitrogen (but not peptide) bonds.
AUGAAUAUCGUUGCCGGAAAGCUCUUCGACUCGUACACGGGUGACCUCGUCGAGAAUCAGCUCAUUACAGUCUCUUCAGACUUGGGCCUGAUCCUUAAGGUCGACAAAUACGAGGACAAGAAGGAGUGGUUUGAAGAAAGAGGUAUCGAUCUCAAGGAUGAUUCGACCAUCGACCUGCGUGGACAGACCGUCUUGCCGGGAUUCGUCGACACCCACGUCCACAUGUUCCUACACUCCUACUCGGAGACGAGUUGGACAGACCAGGUUACUCGCGAGAGUCUCGCUGAACGAACCAUCCGUGCCACGACUCAUGCCAGACGUACCCUGAUGGCGGGUUACACGUCCGUACGUGACCUGGGCACUGAAGGUGCUCAGGACGCGGAUCUAGCUCUUCGCAAGUGCCUCUCCGGACCUAACCCAAUCGCCGUCGGACCACGGUACUUUACCGCCAACCGUGCCAUUGUUGCCACAGGGAGCUAUGGUCCAAAGAACCCGUUGUAUCCGGACCGUGACGGCGUGGAGGGCGUUAUAGGAGCUGAAGUUGCGGAUGGUGAGGUCGAAUGUGCUAAAGCUGUCCGCAGGCAAAUCGGCGCUGGCGCAGACUGGAUCAAGAUCUAUGCAGACUAUCGCAUCCGCGCCAACAUGCUUGACGUCUCCCCAGCCGUUGCAGCUGCCUCCAUCGGGUCAUUCACGGAUUCAGAGAUCAGUACCAUGAUCACCGAAGCGCACCGCCUGGGGGUGAAGAUCGUCGCGCAUGCGCAGGACGCAGAAACGCUGCGGCGCCUGACCGCAGACGCCAACCUGCACGUUGACAGUAUCGAACAUGGAUUCGACAUGCUCGCGCUGCUGCAGGACGUGCAAGAGCAAGGGUGCCUCUUCCCGGUGCGCAGCACCAGCACCGCGGCGAUGACGCUCCCACUCUUCUGGAACCCGACGCUCGCGGUGUUCUACAGCUCGGCGGGGCAACACUCCGUGGCGUGGCAGCGCGCGGUGCAGAGCUUCCAGCUCUUCCUCCAGAAGCGGCCGCGUGACAUCCGGAUCGCGUGCGGCGGCGACACCGGCGCGUUCGCGCACGGGGACAAUGCGCUCGAGAUGAAGCUCAUGGUUCAGCUCGGGGCGGGCUGGCGCGAGACGCUUCAGUGGGCGACGCUCGCCGGCUGGAAGUGCGUCCGGAGCAUGCGCUGGGAGGGCCGCGAGGGCGCCGCGCGCCUAGCCAGGGUCGAACAGCUCCAAGAGGACGCGCGCAUCGUCGGCGACAACGAGGUACCGUUUGGUGCUGUCAGGAAGGGCUUCGCAGCGGACAUUAUCGCGACGACAGGAGAUUUCGAGAAGAACUUUACCAGUGCUGUAGAUAAGGGCAGCAUUAGCUUCGUCAUGAAGGGCGGAAAGGUCUUCAAGAGAGAUGGAAAAGAAGUAGCCUAG